AUGAGGAGCCCUGGGGGCCCAGCUGGGCAUCAAAAAGGCCGCGUACAGAACAAGCAGAGCCAGACAGCCUGCCUCUGUGCCCAGCAGCCUGCCAGAUACCCUGGACCUGCUCCCUUCAACUUGCCCAGGCUGGGCAAGUACACAGCCCUGUCGUCAGAGGCCUUGCUCUCCAGCGUGAUUGCGCCCACACUGCUCUGUGCCUUUCUGUACUUGGCUUGUGUUGAGGCUGAACUUCCAGAGGUGAGCGGAGGGAUGGCCACCGGCAGAGCCAGCAGCAAGGAAGGCCAUCGGGAGCAUGCCUUCAUCCCAGAACCUUUCAAUGGGGCUAACGUAGCCCCCAGUGUUUGGCUACACCGCUUUGAAGUUAUUGAUGACCUCAACCACUGGGACCAUACCACCAAACUGAGGUUCUUGAAAGAGUCGCUCAGAGGAGAUGCCCUGGAUGUCUACAACGGGCUCAAUUCCCAGGCCCAGGGUGACUACAGUUCUGUGAAGGAGGCUCUUCUGAAGACCUUUGGGGACUCUGGGGCCGCCCACGGUCAGAAACCCAGAGAGAUUCUGUUUGCCAACAGCAUGGGUAAGGGCUACUACCUUAAAGGGAAGAUCGGCCACGUGCCUGUGAGGUUCCUGGUGGACUCUGGGGCUCAGGUGUCUGUGGUACACCCAAGCUUGUGGGAGGAGGUCACUGAUGGUGACCUGGACACCCUUCGGCCUUUUGAAAACGUGGUCAAAGUGGCCAAUGGAGCCGAGAUGAAGAUCUUGGGUGUGUGGGACACAGAAGUGACCCUGGGCAAGCUGAAGCUGAAAGCACAGUUUCUGGUGGCCAACGCAAGUGCAGAAGAAGCCAUCAUCGGCACCGACGUCCUGCAGGACCACAAUGCCGUGCUGGACUUCGAACACCGCACCUGCACUCUGAAAGGGAAGAAGUUCCGCCUGCUGCCUGUAGGGAACUCCUUGGAGGAUGAGUUUGACCUGGAGCUCAUUGAGGAGGAGCCUUCCGAGGGCUCCCACUAAGAAACCCCUUUCUUUGCCCCCAGGGUUGGUGGUGGGACCUUGUGUGGAUGUCCUCAGGGGGUGUCGUUGGGCCUGGCUAGCCUUUCCACUUGUUCUCAGCUUUCUUCCUUCUGCAGGA
This is a messenger RNA of Alexandromys fortis (reed vole), 1132 nucleotides long. RefSeq names its product aspartic peptidase retroviral like 1 (gene Asprv1). Gene Ontology annotation, cellular component: membrane. Lineage: Eukaryota; Metazoa; Chordata; Mammalia; Rodentia; Cricetidae. The record is from RefSeq and is a predicted model, not a curated record. Gene Ontology annotation, biological process: proteolysis. Gene Ontology annotation, molecular function: aspartic-type endopeptidase activity.